AUGUACCUCCCAAAGCUCCAGCAAAAGAAGAAGGUUAACCAUUUCCAGUUCACCCGAUCUCGACGCCAACUCAUCGGUGGGGGCAUCAUUGGGGUUCUGGUCAUCCUCUCCGGCGCGGUCUACGCACUGGGGAAGCUCCGUGGGAGGGAGCGGCAAUCCCAGAUCGAGCUCGCCCGCACCCACCCCGGGCAACGCGUCGUAAUUCUCGGCGGCGGCCUCGGCGGCUGCGCGCUCGCGGGGAACCUCUGCAACGCGGACCCCGAACUCCACGUCACCGUCGUGGAUGCGCAACGACGGUAUCUCUUUCAAGGCCUCGUCCCCCUCGCCCAUGUGGGGCAUCGCAGCUACGACCUCAACACCUCCGGCGCGGUGGAUUUCUUGAGCUCCCCUCUUUCGUGGAACGUCACACGACGGGCGAAUAUGGUGCUCGGGGAGGUGGUGUGCGUGCGGCCGGAGAAGAAGGAGGUGAUUGUUCGCGGGAAAGCCGUGAAGGAGAGGGGGGGAAAAAGCACGGCAGAGGGCUCUUUUUCGCGCGGGAAAGGCGAGGGUGACGUGGAUUCCACCUUGCCCUGGUGGCGGCGCUUCAUUCGUUCCCCUUCCCCACCCCCUUCGCGAAACCCCGAUGGCAGCCUCCCCCUCUCGGAUGGGUGUGUGGCGUAUCCUUAUGACGUCCUCGUCGUCGCCGCAGGGGCGCAGCGGACGCUAGGCCCGUUGGCGGAUUUUCUGAAGGUCUCGAACCUGGAUUGCUACCGCAUUGCGGUGAACCCCGGGGUAACGCGAGACUCCCUCGUUCAUUUGUACAAGGGGAACGUGCUCCACGUCAAAGUUCCCCCGACCUCCUUCGUAAGGCAAAUGGAGCAAAUCCGACGGAAGCUGUUACCACCCGCGAUCCGCAUUAGCGAAGAGCAUCUGAAGGAGGCCUCUCGUGUCUAUCUUGAAAAGGGCAACUUAUUGCCCCUGAUGACGCCAACCAUUGAGAAAGUCUGCACCGAUAAGAGCAGUAGAAAUACGCUAGCAGCCGCCGAUGAAUCUUUUCUCACCGCAUGGUGCUCUUGCAAGAGUAGUACGGACUCAGCCGCUUCGUCGUCUACGUCGAAUCACGACGAGUCUUCGUCGCAGAAUUUUGCCCCGUAUAUGCAUUACCCCGCUCGGCAACACGAAGGCACGUUUGUUUCCUCAACGAACCUUAUAUGGAAGUAUUUGCAUUACUUUUCCAAACUGAGCUUUUGCACACUCUACACCAUUGUGGCUGAUGCGGAACCGCUAGGUCCCGCGUCACGCUCCGUGAAUAAUAUCAUUCGAGAUCAUUGGUCGAACAUGCAGACGCAUAGUUACCGCGCGCUGAAGUUGCCGUCCGCCUCCACGACUCUGGAAGGUGGAGAAGUGAGCGCGAAAGUAUUGGCCGACUUGCGUUUCUUCUUCUUGUCGCAUAGCUACCUCACCGACGUUGACUUGAUCAAGAAUGAGGCUACGGUGUAUAACUACGCCUACAAUGCGCUGAUUUCGAUUCCCUUUGGUCUGAUCCUUCUUGAUCUUCCCUUGUGCGCGCCGAGCUUUAUACGGGAAAGCGGCCUCCACCGAAAGGACUACGCACGGGAGCACAUGCCUGCUUUCUUAAGUACGAGCUGGUGGAAUGCGGUUGCGGCCAAAAUGGUGAAUCCUGCUGACGGGGCUAACCCCUUCCGCUGGAUGUCCACGGUGCAAAAGAUCCCCCCUGUGCGCAAUUGCUUUAGAGAUGAGGAGGGCUUUGUGGAUGUGUACCCAGACACCCUGCAGCAUCGCCGCUACGAGAACAUCUUUGCCCUCGGGGAUGCGGCGGGGCUCCCCACGAUGAAGAGCUACGGCUCCACCCUUGCGCAGGUUCCGGUUGUUGCGCACAACGUCCUUCAGGUGGUGCGCAAGCAAAAGAUCCUUCAACGUAUGAGCGAAGUGGGAAAAAAUAAGGAGUUAGGUAGCUCUCAGGAUCGCGGCAAAGGAAGCUUACAGGAGCACACCCCACAACCUGAAACGACGGCGGUUGAGGGGGGAGGGGUUCAUCGUGAGGCAAACGCACGUUACAACGGGUAUAGCUCGUUUCAUGUGUGUAUGACUCCCUGGAGAGCGAUGUGGCCAGAAAUGGAAUACAAUCAGCAGCAGGUUGAUGCUUUUCAGGCUCUUCACGAGGUAGCCGGCACCAAAAAUGCGACGAGGAAGGAUCACGAGAAACUACCCUUGAUCGAGGGGGAGGAUCCAGUGUUGGUUGGAAACCACCCUCUUAGAUUCUGUAAUCACCAUAUUUGGGAUAACUUGGCAUGGAAAGAUUUCCGUGGUGUCCUUAACGCGCUGUUCUAUCAGUCCGGUCUUUAUGAGAUUCUGUUCUUUGUGCUUCUCAAUUCGGGUUCCUGGUACCCACCGGGAUGGCUUUCGGUGCCGACAUUUUCCCCUGUCGAUGGCUCCAUAGAGCCUCCUCGAACGCGUUUUAGUUGGUUGUAG
Phytomonas sp. EM1 is the source of this 2472-nucleotide messenger RNA. NCBI's taxonomy places the organism in Eukaryota, Euglenozoa, Kinetoplastea, Trypanosomatida, Trypanosomatidae. The record is from the annotation of a GenBank genome assembly.